GUUCUCCCGCACGGCCGCCGGUCCUCCCGCGCAGGCGAUACCAACCCAACCUGACACCACUAGAGCGCCACCAGUUCGCUGCCCUUCCUCCUCUCUUCCAUCCAGUUUCCUUCUCCUCCCGUCGUGCGCUGCGCGCCCACGGCGACCACAUCUCCAUCACGCCUCAUAUGUGCGUCGCCGCCACUGUAGGCCUCCUCUGCAGCCCGGCCAAAUCUGGCCACCACCUCGAGGUCAGCACCGCUCCUCACCGCGCCAUGGCCGCCGCCCUCGCUCGCGCGUCGCUCGCCUCACAACACACCAUCCUGCUCGCGCUACCCGUCCACCACCGCGCGCUGCCGCCAUCAGCCGUCUGCUUCGACCGACCGGCCGCCACCAGUAUGACGUCUCCUGGGCGCUGGGUUGGGGCCGGGCGCGACUCUGUUGCUGCUACCCCAAGUCGUCGAGGAGCAACAUGAAUCGGGCUGGGCGCACCCGUUCCUCUGCUCCGAUCUUCUAGGCGCGGUUGGACGCGGGCCGUCCGCCGUUUGGUCACUGGCGUCGUUGUUCUGCUCUGCUAUCGUCAUCGUUUGCGAGGAGCCCGGUUCCAUCAGUAGCGCCGUCUUCCCAGGGACACCACAUUCUGGUUUUCCACAUAGCUUACUUCACUGCUACUAAGUAUGGACUAAGCUUCUCGAUGUGGAGAUCAUGUAAUCAUGUUGUUCUUCAGUAAUUUUUCAUUUGCUGAUACUGACCACACAGCCCACUGCCUGAACAUCUGUGCAUCCCCUCAACUGGCCCACACUUUUAUCUUAUCAGUUGCCAUUUACGGCCGUCCAAUAAACUCUUGUCCUAAAAAUCAAAGAAACCCUUCUGUUGAACGUCAUUGAUGAUUGACGCUUCACAUCCUCUCCCCACUAUGUCCACAAGAAACUGAUGGAUUCCCAUUUAAAUUGGGUGCUCCACAACUCAUUUCAUUCCCGUCGUCUUCCAUACGGGUGGCCGUCUGCCAUACUACUCAUGCAGCUACCGGUGGUGAGAAACUCCCUCCAAUGGUUUCGUCAUCUUAAAUCCACCUCAUGAGCCCCUCUCCCUUCCCAAUCCGCUCUGUGGACCAUGACCAUAUUCAUGCUCCACCAUCACUGUUGUGACGCCGGGAAUAACAAGGCUGUUGUCAUGGGAUGUUGAUAGGCCGAAGAGGAGAAUGGUGACAGUAAGGAGGCCAGUACAAAUCUACACUUCCUAAAUACAGGAGAUACGGGUUGCUGACAGAAAUUAGAAGAGCAAUUUCUACCAUAAUUUGGACAUUGUUUCUUUCAAGGCUGCAAAUGGAAUACCUCACAUUCUUUAUUCCAAAAUCAGUUUCAGGUGUUCUAGAAAGUGGAAUUCUGGAAUUUUGAUCUUCUGCUGCGAGAGAGCAAAAAAUUGUUUGUCCAUUAUGCUAUAAUUGUUGUUUUAUAGACCCGGUUCAUGAAUCCUUAGUGAAAUCUUUUGUUUCGUUAUGCUAUUGCUUGAUGAAAGUUCAUGCCUUGGCCGAUGGAAAGGUAUGUUGAACUUGCUAUGAUGUAGCCGAUGUAAAGUUCAUUUUUCCAUGUACUCAUAUACCACCACGUGUAUCAGUUAGUUCAUUUUCCUCAUAUGUUUCUACCGCACAUUACUACUAUUUUACGGCUAUGCCCUACCGCACAUUACUACUAUUUUACGGCUAUGCCUAUGGAUUUUAAGUUCUGGAAAUAAGUAAUGCUGAUAAGGCUGUCAAGCUUUGCGUGUAAACUAAACAUGUGGAAAAAUUCAGUGUCGCCUAUACUAAAAAAUCAUGCCCAUCACACCAUUUUUUCAAUUUGUAGCAGUGAGCAGAAAAGUAAGAGUGCAUUUUAUUUAGCUUCAAUUGGUUCAUGUAUGAUGAAUUGAUGACCAACAUUUUUGUCUUGAAAGCCAUUUGUAGAUACGUUAAUUUUCCGUGCAACAUUGCAAACUAGCUUUUCUAUUUCUAUAUUUUAUUUGUAGGCCAUUAUAUUACGACUGAGAAUGCAAAGAACCUGAAUGGUAAAGAUUUAAGCUUAUCCUCAUUUUUCCAGCUACCCAGGUCUUCUUAAUGUUGCCGAUUAUUGUCGUCUUAGACUCUGAGUUGACUUCUUAACAACGAUUAUACCACAUAUAAUGUAUCAUAUUAUUGAUUCAAAUUAGUUGUCUUCUUUUGUAUGUCGAUGUUACUCUAAAAAUCCGUGACAUAUUCCUGCAGCAAUGCGCGGGGCAUCAUCUAGUAUGAUGAGUGCGUAUGUCUGUGUUAAAAAAAAACAAUAAUGCCACCGCGUGAAUAACCGGAAGUAUUCCUCGGUUUUCCCCUUUGGCUGCCUGCCUAGCUGAAACCGACGACGACGCUACCACUCUCCUUCCUUCCUUUCCUUCACCGCGUCUCCUCCCAGACAAAAUCCCAUCCGGAAUCAACUUCUCUCCCUCCGAUCCUCUUCCUCCCCCUUCCCCGCCGCCUCCGCCGGCGAGAAUCGCCGCCGCGUCCGUCGCCACGACCUAGGAGCCCUCCUUCACGGGCGGACCUCUUCCCGGAGCCACCGGAGGGCGGGGACGGGCGGCCAGUCUCGUCCAGAGCCGGUAUGCAGAGCCAGAUCGUGUGCCACCGCUGCCGGAGGGUGCUGGCCUACCCGUCAGGGGCGCCCAGCGUGUGCUGCGCCAUGUGCCGAGCCAUCACCGCCGUGCCACCCCCAGCGCCAGCAGUGGAAAUGGCUCAGCUUAUAUGUGGUGGUUGCCGAACUUUGCUGAUGUACACCCGUAAUGCAGACACUGUGAGAUGCUCAUGUUGCAGUACUGUCAAUCUUGUCAGACCAGUCAAUAAUAUAGCCCACGUGAACUGUGGUCGGUGCCGAACAACUUUGAUGUAUCCACAUGGAGCACCUUCUGUCAAAUGUGCCAUCUGCGAUUAUAUCACAAAUAUCACAAAUACUGGAAUAAAUACCAUGUCACCAGCGCCAUGUCCAAGGCCUACAUCAAAUGAAUCUGCAUAUAAUGCCUCAUCAGCUUCUGUUCCCACACCUCAACCCCAGAAUGUAACCGUCGUUGUUGAGAACCCUAUGACAGUUGACGAAAAGGGUAAACUGGUCAGCAACGUCGUAGUUGGAAUUACACCUGGGAAAAAUUGAAGGGUUGUUUCUCACCUGAUGUAUACCUGUUUUGUGUUCUAUAUAAGAACCUGGAAAGACCAUGUACUGGUAUUUCCAGCCUUUGGUGAUUGGUUGCUGCCUGACCUGGAAGAACAAAGACGCAUACAGUGCUUUUUGGAAUUUCACCAAGGAAAGCAUGCAUUUCGAAAGCUGUAUUCUGAAUAUGUUGAUUCUUUUGUCUGUAUAUGAGUUCUAUCAGACUUCACUAUGGGCAUGACAAAAUGGUAUUAUACAUAUUUUGAAACUUUA
Triticum aestivum (bread wheat) is the source of this 3401-nucleotide messenger RNA. RefSeq names its product protein LOL3. The record is from RefSeq and is a predicted model, not a curated record. The coding region runs from base 2589 to 3131 and encodes 180 amino acids. The transcript has 9 exons. Lineage: Eukaryota; Viridiplantae; Streptophyta; Magnoliopsida; Poales; Poaceae.